GACAGAAAAUCUGUUGUAGCGGUUCCACCAGUCCAGGCCCACGGUUGUUUUCCCUCAGUACGACAGACAGCCUGUCCCUGGCUUCCCCCAGAAGAAUAAUAAAAAAAAGAAAGAAGGGUUUAGUCGUUGUGUCGCUUGCAUCGUGGAGGCAUGGCAGAAGCGGAGUUACAAACCUUUACCUCUAUCAUGGACGCGUUGGUUCGCAUUAGUUCCAACAUGAAGAGCAUGGAACAGGAGCUGCAUUGCCCGGUUUGUGAUGAGAUGGUGAAGCAGCCCAUCCUUCUGCCGUGCCAGCACAGUGUCUGUCUGCUGUGUGCGGCUGAGGUGUUGGUACAAAGGGGUUAUCCUCCUCCAGACCUCCCUCCAGAGCCCAACUCGCCGGCCUCCACACCCAGUACCCGCUCCCCUCGACAGGCACGAAGACCCACACCGAGGACCCCUGACCGCCUGGAACGAGUCCUCAGAACAGUGUGCGGGACAUACCCUGGGCGGAGGCGGAAGGAUGCGGCCCACCCCCCCAUGCUGUUCCCAUGUCCUUCCUGUCAGCAGGACGUGGAGCUCGGAGAGAAAGGCCUGACAGACUGCCUCCGCAACCUCACACUGGAGCGCAUUGUGGAGAGGUAUAGGCACACAGUAAGUCUGGGCAACGUCGCCAUCAUGUGUGGCUUCUGUAAGCCUCCUCAGUCUCUGGAGGCCACAAAAGGCUGCGCUGACUGCAAGUCCAACUUCUGCAACGAGUGUUUCAAACUCUACCACCCCUGGGGAACCCCUCGAGCUCAGCACGAACACAUUCUACCCACAAACAACUUUCGGCCAAAAGUCCUAACGUGCACAGAGCAUGAGCAGGAGAGGCUGCAGUGGUACUGCCGUAACUGCCAGAGGUUACUGUGCCCACUUUGUAAGCUCCGUCGUGUCCACCAUGGACACAAAGUGUUGCCUAUUGCACAGGCCUACCAGGCCCUCAAGGACAAGGUCACCAAGGAAAUCAACUUCAUCCUGGCCAACCAGGAGACAAUACAGAGUCAGAUCACACAACUGGAAGCUGCCAUCAAACAGAUGGAGGCAAACAGCACAGUGGCUCUGCAUCAGCUGACCCACUGUAUCCGAGAGCUGGAAGCGGCUGUUGCUGAGCGCCAGGGGGCUCUGGCUCUGGCCCUGGAGGGAUCCCGCAGCAGGAGGGAGGAGGCCCUGUCUGCCCAGGUCUCAGAGAGGCGAGGCCUACUGGAGCACGCAGGCCUGAUGGCCUACACACAGGAGCUGCUCAAGGAGACCGAUGCACCCUGCUUUGUACAGGCUGCCAGAGUCACUCAUAACAGGCUGGUGAAGGCCAUAGAAAACCUCCAGUGUUUCUCCCUCUCUGCUGAUCCCUCCUUCAGACACUUUCACCUAGAUGCAUCCAAAGAGGUCAAGCUCAUCCACAGCUUGGAGUUCAUACGUGCCCCACUGGCUCCAGUCAUUGACACUCAGAAGACACUUGCUUAUGACGAGCUGUUUUUAUGCUGGCGCCUCCCUCAGGACUCGGCUCCAGCUUGGCAUUUCUCUGUUGAAUUCCAGCGACGAGCAGGAGGAGCUGCAGCCACAUGGGGCGGCAUCAGGUCCCCUAAUGCUGCAACGGCAUGGCAGCGUCUGGAUGAAGUGAGAGGGACCAGUGCUGUGGUUGAUCGACUGCAGAUGGACAGUGUGUAUGUGCUCAGGGUGAGGGGCUGCAACAAGGCCGGGUUUGGAGAGUACAGUGAAGAGGUUUAUCUCCACACUCCACCAGCACCUGUUUUGAGUUUCUCCUUGGACUCACGCUGGGGGCUGCAUGCUGACAGGCUGGCAUUGGGUAAAGGCCAGACUUAUGCCCGCAGUGUGCCAGGCCUCUCCCUCCUGCAGGCUGCUGACCGCACACUUACUUCUUGCCACUUGACUUCUGACCUGCUGGUGGCCGACUUGGCUGUAACUCAGGGCAGACACUAUUGGGCCUGCUCUGUGGAACCUGGUUCCUACCUGGUAAAGGUGGGAGUAGGCCAGGAGACUAAGCUACAAGAGUGGUUUCAUCUCCCUCAGGACAUGGCCAGCCCUCGCUGCGACCCAGACAGUGGCCAUGACAGCGGGGCGGAAGACGGCCAGGACUCUCCUCCUUUCUGCUUCCUCACAAUGGGCAUGGGCAAGAUCCUGCUUCCUCAAGGACAUGGUCACAGUCAGAGCCAGGGGGACAGCCACAGCCAGGGAGGAGUGCACUCCCACAAUAGCAGCCAUAGCAACCUGCCUCAUCCUCAUACUGCUCCUCUGCCACCCCGACUAGGAGUGUGUCUGGACUGUGACAAAGGACGUGUCACCUUCUAUGAUGCCCACUCAUUGCGCAUCCUGUGUGAGGGACACGUGGAUUGUUCAGCUCCAGUGUGUCCGGCCUUCUGCUUUAUUGGCGGGGGGGCCCUGCAGCUGCAGGACCUUGUGGCCAAUCGGAGCAUUGAGGAACCGCCGCCACGGAGGGUAACUAUCCAAACGCGUGCAACAAAUCUCAGCAAAUAAGUUGUGGUGAGAGGUCAGUUAAUGGGCACAGUUCACUCAGUUUUUCUAAUGUAUGUAGAGUUAAUGGUGGUUUACAUUCACCACUUAAUGUGAGGGUUGAUAAUUAAUUGCCUUGAUCUUCGAUACUUGAUUGAACUGUAACUGCUAAAUAUGGUUACAUUUUUCCUUUCAGUGUGGUUUUUGAGAUCUGACUAUAAAUAUCGGACGUUCAUUUGCAUUUGCACUUGGCCUGGAAAUAUUAACUCUGCCUUUUGGCUUUAAUUAUUUUAUAUUCUUUCCUGCUUUCUUUCUCCUCAGUUUUGCAAUGCUCCUAUGGACAUUGUGGCUGAAGUGAUUUUAGACUAUGCAGAAUUCUGUUGACAGGGUGAGUUAAACACCUUUAUAACAGGUUAAAAAAAAAAUCUGUUUGCAAUGUAAGAAAAAUCUGCUCUCCUUCUACACUUGUCUUAAUUUGUCCCAGAAUGAUCGGACAACAAACGUUGCAUGCAAGUGUAACUAGGACUCAUAACUUACAUAUAUGCAGAUAACUGUCACCUUGUAAAGCACCUCAGAUGUACUGUAUGUCUAAUUUUAUAUCUUAAUUUUUUUAUGUAGCCUCAAGAAGUGUUAACGAUGUGUAUAUAAUUCAGAAUUAGAGAAUGUGAAUAUUUCUCGGUUGUUGAAUAGUGAGGAGGUGGCAUAGCUGGCUCAUGUCAGGAUCACGUGUCUCUGUGUCUAAACAGUCCCAGUUGGUAUUUUAUAUAGUCGCUGUUUUGCAUUUCAAAAAGGACUUUCGGCUGGGUAAAUAUGCUCACAGUUGCCUCAGUGUUUUCAGAUUAAAAAAAGGUUCUGAGGAAUAUUGUUCUCAUUAUACUGUUUUACAUUUCAGUGUUUUACAUUUUGACGAAAGUUAAAAAUGACGAUGGCCUACUUGUCCGGUAUUAAACUGUGGUGUUUGAGUCAUUUGCACAUAAAUAUUAAUGAUGAGAUGUGACGUCAAUGGAAGUGGAUGGAUGACAAGAUAACCAGCUGAAGUAGGCUAGUGAGAAAAGGUCUAUUUUAUGAGAUCUGGGUGACUUUCAUUUUUUUUCCCUACUGCAAGUGGCAGUAGCUCAUUUACUUAUUGACUAAGCGGAUUCGCAGUUAUGUUUGGGGAAUGUAUAAGCCCAGUUAUACAUCAUUUCAAUGCAAGAGAUUGUCUAUAUUGUAAUAUUUUCAUAUAGACUGGCUCCGACUGUAUUUUGAUAUAUAAUAUGAUUUUUCUGGUGUGUAUGUGAGCUCUGGCUGUGACUUUCAUGCUUUCUGUUGUAUGUAUGUGUGUGUCUCUACUUGCGUUACAGCAUAGCACUUGAAUGACUUUAGACUGUAGCAUCAGAGAAAUCAGAAUCUCUUAAUUUAGAUUUAUCUUUGCUGGCAGAAUGUUUCUAUCAUGUCAUGAGAAAACAACAAUAAAUGACUGAUAACUGUAA
Dicentrarchus labrax (European seabass) is the source of this 3962-nucleotide messenger RNA. RefSeq names its product tripartite motif containing 46a (gene trim46a). Gene Ontology annotation, molecular function: protein binding; zinc ion binding. The record is from RefSeq and is a predicted model, not a curated record. Bases 151 to 2514 code for a protein of 787 amino acids. Lineage: Eukaryota; Metazoa; Chordata; Actinopteri; Moronidae. The transcript is spliced from 12 exons.